Messenger RNA from Schistosoma rodhaini, 3766 nucleotides. Lineage: Eukaryota; Metazoa; Platyhelminthes; Trematoda; Strigeidida; Schistosomatidae. The record is from the annotation of a GenBank genome assembly.
CAUUUGAACCAUUUGAACCAUUUGGAUAUGAGGGAAAUUGGUUCUUGCGCUACUUGCAAAGACCUUGGGGAUUUCCCUACUAUAUUUCGACAGGUUAUCAGAUCCCUAGUUACGUUUUAUCUAAAUCCGUGUGGUUUGUUAGAUUGUAUGAUGUCUCCCAUAAGCAAGCAAUACGAAAUUGAAAUCAGAAGACGAGAAGUUCGAGAUUUAAGAAUCCAUUGUGCUUGUGAAAGGCAAAAGUUCAGCCGUACUGUUUUAGACCUAAUUAAUUAUUGUCAGCAAAAUAUCUUAUCAGAUCCUCUUAUUCAUCGUGUUAAAGAUAAUCCUUUCAAUGAGAAGAAGUGGACGUGCGGGAUGUUCUAAAACGUUGGACAGGAUGAGUGUAAGGAAGCCCAUUCUUUUGUUUGCGAAACAACGCUUAAUAUUCGUAUUGGUUCUUAAGCAAAAUAAAGAAGUUUAGUAACUUUGUUUUAUUUUCACGAGAAAGCAUCAAAGAUUUAUUUAGAUUACGGAAUAUUUAGUUUACUGAUAUGAAUAACAAGUUUUUCAAAUACUCUCCGGAUUGUCUAUAUUUGUCAACAUUCGUUACCGUGACCUGGCUUUAUAGUUUAUCUAUCAUGAAGACUACUGAGUUGUUGACAAAAACACUUGUCAACUGAGGCCCUGAUAUACCAUGAAAACCUGCUAAAAAAUUCCACAAGAGAAAGCUGGAAUUAUACCUGGGUAUGACGACGCUAGAAUAUUUCGUGUGAAUAACCGGCAUUUCUAUCUUUCCACUCCAUCACCUUAUAGAUUUUCUCUCACCAGUAUGAUUUACAGCUACUUAGGGAACAUUAAGAAAUUAUUAGUGAAAGUCCAUUUAGAGGUCAGCCCUGAGCAACCAGCUCCAAGUAAUUAUUCAUUAGGAUAUGUUACCACGCUUCCAGUUUUUUUAAAGGUUCCCCAAGAGGAAGUGUCUUACUGUUAUUUAUACGCAACGCAGAACCUGGCACACAUAUUCAUCUUUCCAGGUUGUUGCGUCCCAUUAGCGCAGCGAGAUAAAGUUGUCAGGACAAAUCCCAGAGUAGUAAAAGUAUUAACAAUAUAUGUGGUAAUAUAAAAAAUGGGACAUCAAAAGUACUGCUCAUGAAAAUAUGGAUUUGUACAUAUAAUUACCAUAGGAUUAUUUAGAAGCUUAGCGUCUAAGGGUAGAGUUCAUGCACGUGGGUCAUUACAAACGGUUCCAGAAUCCUGAGGCAGCUAAUGGCGUAUGAACUUAUUGUUGGUCACCGGCUACCAUGGGAUUGUAUCUCCUCACUUUGCUCCACUGCUUAAUGGAUGAUGCCUUUAGGUCAAAGGCUUGGGAGUACCUCCCUAAGGAAACCACCUGCGUUGGUUUGGGCGCUCGGGUAGUAUUCCAGUCCUCACACAGAUCGAAUAAUGAAGUGUGACGCAUAAAUAUUUGGUGCCUUUUUGCACCAAUAUUUAUGUGUUCAGAUAAAUAAACUCUAACCAUUGGUUAUGGUAAUCAUGUGCACCCCAACCAGGUAGUCUGUAACCAAAUACCAACAAGCUACCCUGCUAUGGUAUGGCUAUACCUACGAAACCAACUUUAUUUCUGUUAUCAUUAGUCUUGUUUCUCUGUAGUUUUCUCUUACCAGCCUUCCCUCACUUCAUCUUUCAAAUAUGCAACCAUUACUAAUGGUUCAACCUUGUGGCGAAUGCAUCUCUACAGUACUCACUUUGGAAAGUAAGGACACACACAAACGUCUGAUUCUAGGGGUAUUUCUUAACCUGGUGGCUGGAUUUGACUGUAUAUAUUGAAAAGUCUUUGGUAGUAUUGCUCAAAGUAUUACAUCCCUUUAAAGGGUCUUUACUUGGAUACCUGUGGUUGGAUUGUAGUUCAUGGCAAACUAUCAAGUAGAUUGGUUACUUCAUAGGUGUCUGUCAGGCUCGUCCACCUCCCACAUUUCUAAGCUUCGUCAUGGUUGUGUAAAAAUAGCUGUCAAACCUUCCGUUAGUUGACGUCGUACCUGGGGAAACCAACUUGGAGUACGCAAAUGUUACGACUCCGUCUAAUGUAAAGACUAAAGAUGUGGGGUUCAAAACACUUAAAAUAACGGUACGAAUAUUCUAAAUGAGUUUCUCUUCGAGCGUAAACUCUUUCCUUAAGACUGGUCUACAACCAUGCUCAGUCUAACUGUAAUUAUUGGAGUAGUUGAUCAAGUUGAUUACAUCACUUAUCUUAGGAGUUUUAUCGCCACUGUUGAUUCGUUAGUUAUAUGUACUUAUGGUUAGUGUCUUUGUAGCAUCACUCUCGUAUGGUCAAAUAGUUGACUGUUGGCGUAUUCCGUCUAGUGAAAUAUGGAGUUCCUAAAUAGGGUUCUGAAGAUAUGUAUAAUAUGUAGUUGGAGACUACAGGUAAUAUGGACAGAUUUUUACAUUAUCAAGGCGAUGAGUCUCACUGCUAUAAAAAUAGUGUCCCAGUUCAAUGAGCCGCAAAACUUGCUAGGAUACGGCGUUUUCUUUGUCAAUGAUUUGUUUAGUUUUUCGGUAGACCAACUUUAGAUAUAGACUGUAGUGUUGAGUUACAUAAUUAUGCAGUCAAUCUAUACGUGAGAGGAAGACCAAUUUUACUGAUUUGGUGAUACUCAGAAAGGAAAUUAUGUCCACCGGAUGUCUCAUGUGAAAUGGUACUUAUUAGGUUUCUGAGUGCAUAAAACCAUCUGCUCAGACCUCAUUGACUCGAUUUUGAUUUUGUAUGUCGAACUAUAAGACUGUUAUAGAAUGUAUGCAUCCUACAAUCAUGAGUAGACUUUCAUCUUGAAUAAUAGAAAAGUAUGUUAGUUGUUUUUUUCAAUAAGCUAUCUAUUGAACAUUUCAAUCUUCCGUAUACAUUCAAUUACCUAGAUUCAUUUUUUUUGAUUCACUGUAUCCUUUAAAUUAGUGGCUAGUUGGAUACAACCCCAUGAAAAUAAACGAUAUAUACAAAGUGGAUUAGUUCUAAUAUAAAUAUACCGUGUAGAUAAUAUUACAGUUUACUUUAGAAGUAAGCAUUCAUAUAUAGACUACCAUUUUACUUGACGUGUAGUACAUAUCUCAAGCUUCAUUAUGUUCAUUUGUAAAGGAGGCUUUAUUUCAUUAGUUGUAAUUCAUAUUUGGACAUCCGAAUUUUGCCCAUUAGAUGGCGCGUGCAAACAAAAUCUAUCCUGUCCAUUCUUAAUAAAUGGUUUAUAUAUGCGAUGCUUUCGUAAUUCAGUACAGUAACCUCUGAAAAGUCGUUAACUUAUCAACACAUUUAAUCAAGAAUUUUUAUAUUAAUUUCACUUGAAAAGUAUGAGUUAACAUAAAGAUUUCAACAAGUGGUCUAUUUUAACACAUAAUUAGUAAAAUAUCUACUACAUGAGGAGUAUGUUCAUGAAGUAAAUGAACUCGUCAUCAGUAUGGUUUUGUGUGGUUUGUAAAUAUUUUCUGUUAGUUUAAAAUAUAAAAGGAUUUGUAAAAUAAAGUAUAUUUUUCACAAAGAAAGUAAUUGUUUAACUACUACAAUAACCAAUUUAUCAUGUGUUACAAAGUAAGUCUAUAUCUUCUUGGAUUGUACAGAUGGAGUGUUCAUAUAUUUUAAAACCAAGUAAAGAUUAUUGGACAGGCUCUUUAAAAAAAUUCACCAUCUGUUCCUACCAGAAUUUAUAACAGUAGUAUGAUUAUCAUCACAUUAUUGGUAUCAAUAAAAGUUCUCUUUUUAUUAAUGCUAAAAUAAUUCUCAUAUAUAUAUAUAUAUAUAUAU